This is a messenger RNA of Carya illinoinensis, 1512 nucleotides long. RefSeq names its product glutathionyl-hydroquinone reductase YqjG-like. The record is from RefSeq and is a predicted model, not a curated record. Gene Ontology annotation, molecular function: glutathione transferase activity. Bases 370 to 1347 code for a protein of 325 amino acids. Gene Ontology annotation, cellular component: cytoplasm. The transcript has 6 exons. NCBI's taxonomy places the organism in Eukaryota, Viridiplantae, Streptophyta, Magnoliopsida, Fagales, Juglandaceae.
UACGUAGUUACUACCUUAACAACAAGGUUGCAGCUGCAAUGCCAGGCCCAGAUUGUUAUAGAAAAUGUUCUAGUUAAUUAAUUUUAGGUGGACCGACAGCUGUUGACACUGGAUGGAGAGGGAGAGAGGAGGAAAGACAAAAGGGAAGGGUCCCACCUGAAGAUCAGGCUCUGGGCGUUUCGUGGGAAGAGGAGAGUGGCUGGUAGGAAAGAUCGAAGAAGGGUAGGUGAAGGGAUGGGGCUUGUGUUGACUACAAUAAGUAAGUCCAGUACUGGCUGGUGCUAUGAUCUGCAUCUUUAUCAAUCCACUCUCUGCCUUUAUCACAAGCAGCAGCUCAUCUAGCAUUUCCAUUCCUAGCACUUUUUUCAAAUGGCCCGAUCUGGAUUAGAUGAGACAUCGGCAUCUGGUGCUUUUGUGAAAACAGCUUCAACAUUCCGUAAUUUUAUUUCACGAGAUCCAAACUCCCAAUUUCCUGCAGAAUUCGGAAGGUAUCAUCUGUAUGUAUCAUAUGCUUGCCCAUGGGCUUCGAGGUGCCUUUCAUACUUGAUGAUCAAAGGCCUUGACAAGGCCAUUAGUUUCACGCCAGUUAAGCCCAAGUGGGAUAGAACAAGGGAAACUGAUGAGCAUAUGGGGUGGGUUUUUCCUUCUUCGGAGACAGAGGAACCAGGAGCUAAACCUGACCCUUUGAAUGGAGCAAAAAGUAUUAGGGAUCUUUAUGAUAUUGCCAGUCCAAACUACACUGGAAAGUGCACUGUCCCUGUACUAUGGGAUAAGAAACUCAAAACAAUUGUUAGCAAUGAGAGUGGGGAGAUAAUCCGCAUGCUAAAUACUGAGUUCAAUGCCAUGGCAGAGAAUGCAGCUUUGGACCUUUAUCCUCCUCACUUGCAAGCUAAAAUUGAUGAGACUAAUGAAUGGGUAUAUCAUGGGAUAAACAAUGGUGUCUAUAGAUGUGGGUUUGCAAGGAAGCAGGAGCCUCAUGAAGAGGCUCUGAAAGAGGUGUUUGAUGCAUUGGACAAAUGUGAGGAGAUACUUGGAAAGCAACGCUACAUAUGUGGCAACACACUGACUGAAGCAGAUAUUCGAUUGUUUGUCAGUCUCAUAAGAUUUGAUGAGGUUUAUGCUCUCCACUUCAAGUGUAACAAGAAACUGAUACGUGAGUACACAAAUCUGUUCAAUUACACCAAGGACAUUUUUCAACUCCCUGGCAUCAGUAGUACGGUCAACAUUCAACACAUCAAACUGCAUUACUAUGGAAGCCACCCUACGAUCAAUCCAUUUGGCAUCAUUCCUGUGGGCCCAAAUACUGACUACUCUACCCCUCAUGGCAGAGAGAAAUUUUCUGCAUAGAUUGUGUUGUUGCACACAAUAAGAUGAAGUUUGUAUCUCGAAAUCAAUAAGAUUUUUAAUUGAAUAAACACCUCAAGGCUUUAUCUAUCCUGAGGGAAAAUGGAUUCUUGUGAAAAGGUGUUCAAAUAAUUUUGGAUGAAUGUGAUCAUGUUGUGACCUUCUCUA